Molecule: messenger RNA, 3270 nt
Organism: Macrosiphum euphorbiae (potato aphid)
Lineage: Eukaryota; Metazoa; Arthropoda; Insecta; Hemiptera; Aphididae
Source: the annotation of a GenBank genome assembly
AUGAACGUAAAAAUCGUCACUAUACUGGUUUUAAAUAUUCUCGUAAUCGGCGGACUAGCAGCGGAUGAUGUUAUUGAAUACAAAUCACAUACGGAUAACUAUGACAUCACAACAAUUUAUAAAACAACGCCGGAGUAUAAUGAUGGAGAAAAAAGCAAUCGAUAUCCUUUCAAUAUUUUUUUGUGUCCCGGAUGCUAUGAUGCAAAAAUUUAUUUGAGAACUAAUGCUAUUGGUAUGCCAAUUGAAUUUAAUGGAUCAAUUCUGAGUUCCGAUAAGAAAAGUUUAGAAUUCAUAGCAGACAGCAAGUAUUCAAAAAACAUUUUCACUCGAAACCAAAUUGAAUACAACAUUGGAGAAUGGACCAUCUCGAGUUUAUCUAUGUCUGAUCCAGCUGCAUUUCUGAACAUCUAUCCCUCUUAUGAAUUGCUAUUGUGGAAAGCUAACAACAACGCAGAAUCGUUCAAAAUCAAAUGGAAACAAAGAAAUUUAAUUAAAAUGUGUAUAUCUGUAUCAUAUUUACUAGGAAAUGAGUCGAAGUGUACGUUUUCAAUGUACCUAACUGAUGAAGAUAAGCUUGACAAAGGAGUCUUAUAUUCUAGUAAUAUUAAAGAAUCGAAAAUACUAAAAACGGUAUUGUUCAAAAGCAAUAACUGGUUAUAUGAAAACAAAACAUAUAGUUUAAAUUUUAAAUUGGAAAAAAAAAUAUCAGAAGUUAAAACUGACGGAUAUGAUCAUUAUGGAUAUUAUACUUAUAAAACAGUAUACAUGGAAGGCUGUGAGAUUGGAAUUAAACGAAUAGCUCAAUGCACAGAUGAGUAUGAAAACGAAGAAAUAUUGACAAUAACUGCAAAAGAAUUACAAAAGACACCAUCUGCAGCAGCUUCGUUAAACAUCAAUGUUUAUCCAUUUGAAAAUACGAAGCGGAUAAGACAACCUUUGGAGUGCCUUAACGGAGGAUUUUCAGACAAAAACGGCUGUACGUGUCCUCCUGGUUUCAAAGGCAAUAAAUGCGAACACGGAUGCGGACCUAACACGUUUGGCGCUGACUGCACCGGAAUGUGUUCGAUUCAUAAAACACACUGUCGGCAGAUGAUGUUUUGUACCAACAGUUUUGGGUGCAAGUGUCCGGCGGGAUAUACAGGAGACGAUUGCACCACAGAAUGUAAGAGUGGUACGUAUGGCGUAAAUUGCGAGCAAAAUUGUUCGAAGAGAUGUAGUUCGACAUCGUGUGACGUUUACACUGGUAUUUGCAACAAAGGAUGUACGUCAAGUUACAUUGCACCGGCUUGUGAAGAAAAGUAUCCGUGGCUCAAAUCACCGCCACAACUAGAAUCGUCGGAUUUUAGGUCACUAAAAUUGAAAAUUGAUUUUACUUCGGAAAACAUACUAGGCAGUAGCAAUGUUAGCUCUGACUAUUACCAAAUCCUAUUUAAGGCCGCUUCAAACGAAUCGAAAUUUCAAUACUUGGAAUUAAAAGAACUCAAACAAAAGUCCGUAAUAGAAGUCAUAGACGAUCUCAGACCGGGAAUAUCAUACACUUUCGGCGUGAUCCUAGUAUCAGAAGACGGAAAUUACAACAUAGAUGAUAUCAAAACAGUAAAUUACACGACCAAGUGCCUAACGCCAAGAAACCUAAAUUAUGAUGUCAACUUAUCGAGUGGCACAGACUACAUCAAUGGAACAAGAUUAACGAUCAAAACGAAGAGGACUCAACAAAGUUAUUCAGAAGAAGUAAAAUCUAAUAAUAAUUAUGGAUAUGUGUUUGAAAAUCUACUAUCUGGUGAAAAAUACGCAGUUCAAGUAACAGCAAUAUCAGCUACGGGCCAGGCUACACCAUCAAAAAUAUCAUAUAUUUACACCACACCUUAUGGAUUUGUUAAAAUAAAAAACAUAAAAGCCAAACUAAAUCAGAGUUCAUCACUGAUAAUAACGUGGGAUGUUGACGAAAAAUACGUAAAUACGGCGUUUACUUAUGUAAUUAAAUACAAGGUCAAUAAGCAUUUUAGUUGUUCAAACGAAGUAAUUACAAACAACUGGACGUCGCUGUUAGCUUACAAUCAGACAAGACGCGAAAUUUGGGAUCUGAUACCGAACACACAGUAUGUUAUAAAGGUUGACCCAGAAAUUAAAGGAUAUAAUUACAACGACUAUGCUAAUGUUGUUUUUGUAAAAACGCCUAUCUCUACUCCCAAAUUAACACCUGCAAUUAACGACAGAGAUGGUUCGUGUGUCACCAAUCAAAGCGCAUACUUCAAUUGGACGAUAAACAAGGCCGAUUGUUCUAAACUAAAUGGUUUCUUUCGAGGAUACCAGAUCAUACUUAAAGAUAUAGUAGAAGGCACGCAAGUAGAAAACUUUGUUAAACAAAACACGGUGAACUACGACGGAUUAAAACCCGACACAAAAUACGAACUGCAAGUAUACGUACUGACGAAUUAUGGAUACAACUGGAAACAAGGAUUGUUGAUACCGUUCAAAACCAAAACUAAAUUUUCCGUACCGGUGUACGAAUUAAUAGUUUACAAGAAAGACUUGAAGCACAAAUCGAUUGGUAUCCGAUGGAGUUUCCCUGACGAAAACAUCAUCAACGGUUUUAUUGUCAGCGCAAUCGACGAGAAUAUGAACAGUACAAAGCAAAUUACCAUAGAACCCAAAAGAUGCAUUGCUUGGCCAAAAUUAUAUUGCACUACUUUUGAGAACCUAAUACUAAACCACCAAUACACCAUAAAAAUUAAAGCCAAGUCGAUAGACUAUCCUACAGGUGGCAGUGCGGCAUCAGUCGUCAGCAUUUUCAACGACGGGUUUGCAGAUAAACCGGAAAAUCUCAGGACAACAGACGUAGGCUCCACGCAUAUUUCACUGGAAUGGGACAUUCCAUUGAUAUUCAACGGUGUGCUGAAAUCGUUCAUAGUGAACACCGAAGAGAUUUCGUCUAAAGACAUAGAUAAAUGCUGUGAUAGCAAACCCGAUAUAGAGAUUCCGAUAACAGAAGAACUCCCAACUUAUAACUGCACGAUAAACCACUUGAAGCCCGGUUCCACUUAUUCGAUCAGUGUAUUAUCGAAAACUUCGUUAUAUGGUCAAACUAAUAGGAUACACGUGACGACCCUAUCCACUCCUGAGGAGGCUGAUAUCAUUGAUAUCCAUCCGGUAAUGACACCUGAAACACUGCAGAUACCAGACAAUUUUACAGAAAGCUUAUUGGAUUGGAGUAUUGAGGUGUCGACUGAGUCAAGUGGACGCCAGGACAGCUGGGCGCUAAAUUUUUAA